GACUUGCCUAGGUUAUGUGGGGAAGAGAGGCGGGACCUUGCAGCCGGGAAGGGCGUACUCUUUGCGGUCAGACCGGGCAGAGUCAUCCCGAGGGGUGGGUCCUCCGGCAGCAGUAAAGGAAAACCCACCUUUUUUCAUUGUUAAGGACGCGGUGGAAUGUGAUGGUUUGAUCUCAAACGGACCAGGGAGGGGAAUAUCUGAGAGAAAAGAACUGACGAAAGUGAUUUAGGGAAAGUGGUAAGCCAAAAAACGCAGUCCCCCUGUCGCCUCAGCUCUCUGAUUGUAUCUGAGAAUAUGUGGAUGAACUUGUUCUCGCCGUGUCGGCAGCAGCGAGUCCGACUGUCCGCAUGAGCACAAACCGUGUGAAGUUGUGGAUUUACCGCUGCGUUUUUCUGACCCAGCGGUGGACCAGCUAAGGAUGAAGACAUUGCGAAGAGGAGCAUAACGUCUGACCGCCAAAAGGAUCUAAAAUAUGACAGAUUUGUCUGCUAAACACCAACCUAAGGGAACUUCAAAGUCUUAAAGUGACAGUGACAGACAGACUGCUGAGAGAAAAGAGUAUUUUCCCAAGAACCUAAAGGACGUGCUAACACUACCACACAAAUGUGGACUUCCCAAAACAUUGUCAUUAAAUAAUCUGAACAACAUCAAAGAACACAAGAUAUAACGUAAAGUAUUUUGUAGCCAUGUCAGACCAUAAAGACAUGACGCAUCGCCACCUGCGGCACAAGCUACAGAGUCUCAGUCGAAGACUGGAUGAACUGGAAGAAGCAACCAACAAGCUGCAGAAGUCUGAGGAUGAGCUACUUGACCUGCAGGACAAAGUCAUCCAGGGAGAAGGCAGCAACUCAGCCCUGCUUGGAGAUGUGGAGGACCUGAGGAAACGUCUACUAAAGAUCCAGGGUAAGGAUGAGGAGGUGCGCAAAGCUGAGGAUCUCUGCCGCACAGUCAGAGAGAAACUGGAGGAAGAGGAAAGCCUGACACAGGAGCUAAAGGCAGAGAUUGAACGUCUAAAGCGGAGGAUGGCUGAACUGGAGAAACUGGAAGAAGCUUUUGGGAAAAGCAAGUCUGACUGCAGCCAGCUGUGUCUAAGCCUCAAUGAGGAAAAGAACUUGACCAAGAAGCUCUCGUCUGAGUUGGAGGCCCUCAAAGCACGUUUGAAGGAGGUGGAGGGGUCUGAGACAAAGCUAGACAGAGCAGAGCAGGCUUUGGCUAUGGAGCUUGAGAAACUGAAAGGAUUCACUCAGACCUUUAUGAGUGAGCGUAAGAGGUUACUGGAGAAGCAGAGGGAAGACGAGAAGAUCAUUCUCAAGCUGACAGAAAAAUUAGAGCAUCAGAAAAAUCGCCUUGGCAUGUCAGCAGACUCUGGUCGUGCAGAUUUCAUGAGGUCACGAAUUGAGGAUGAGCUUUCAUCCACAGUGCCCCUCACAGGUAAACUGUCUGGACGCAAGAAGAGCAUUGAGUACUUGAAGUUAGCUGAUGACAACAUUGGUCUUGUGAACAAAUCUGAGAAUGAAAAGAACAGCGGCCUUGAAAGCUUGCAGGAGGACAACAAAGUAAAGGAUCUGACACAGGAAGUAGAGCGGCUGAAGAACCGCCUUAAACAGAUGGAGAUAGUGGAGGAGGAUCUAAAGAACUCUGAGUCCAAAAAUGGUGAACUUCGUGAGAAGUUCCAGAUGGAACAAAACCGGGCUCGCCAACUGAGCGAGCAGGUGGAACAGCUCAGGACGCAGAUGUGCGGAAAAGGUGGAAUUGGAAGAAAUGGAACCAGUAAUGUGGAUAAACACGGCAAUGGGAGCACUAACAUUUGCCCCAACAACACUGCAAAGGUCCUGGAGAAUGGCAAAGCUGAGAAUGAAGAGAUUAUUGUGAAGGGAGGUUACAGACAAGAGAAGCCCAAAUAUAGAUGUGCUGCAACUGUCUCAGAGCCAAGUUCCCCCAAACACAGGAACAGGGAGCUCUCUCCUCAGCAUAAGAGAGAGACCAAGCUGAGGAGCAAAGAUCACAGCCACUCAGAGGAGAUCUCUCCUAGGUCUGUGAGGAGACCUCUCAGUCCUGCUCACAAGAGUAGAAGGACACCAAAAAUUUCAUCUAAUAAUGGAAUAAAAGACACAGGACGAGUAAAUGAGGAAAAGAUAAGAGGAGCCAUGUCCUGCUCUGUAAACACAUCCUCUACUGAUAUUAAGAAAGCGCCUGUUCUUAGUCGCUACCCUCCAGCAGUUAAUGACCAGAAGCCACUGAGGACGGCUCACAAACAGACAGAUGGGGGGAAUAAAAAGAGCAGAGUGGAAAAGUAUUCCAAAUUAUACGUAGGUAGUGAUAGCGAAUCAAACAACUCUGACGUAGUGCCUGACAGUACCAGUAACAUCAACAGUAUCUCUGCUUUAGAGAAGGACACUGCUUCUGCCUCAGAUCAGGAAUCAACAGACCAGGUUCAGGAAUCUGUCUCUGCAUCCGCCGCCUCCACCCUGUCCACAGCCAAUGGAUCCUACACAGCCUACAAAUCCCGCAUCACUCCAGUGUUGCCCAACGACCAGGGAUCAGAGGGUCAUUCAUCUGCUUCCGAAACAGAAUCUACUGGAUCGAGGCCCUGUGAACCAGAGCCUGUUACUGAGACAACUACUACAACAACCCUGAGCAGUAGGACUCCAACCUCCAGAUAUCCCAGAUACUCCCUUGUCCAUGACUCAAAUUCAGAAGGUUCUUCUUCCCGGAGCUCUUUUGAUGAGGAGCUCCACAACAGACCACUGUUAGCUGAGGGAGGCCAACAGGGACCCACGCACACUGCAUCAGGGAUUGAGAUCCAGCGAGUGUGCAGCCCACGGGAGGCGCUAAGAUCAAAAGCUAUCAUCAAGCCUGCAAUCGUUGAGAUUGACAAGAAAGAAGUGAUGAGUUCAGAACCUUUGUCUACAAAUGGAAAACCCAAAAUCUCCACCAAACCUAUCGUGACCACCACAAGUAAAAUGACCAGUAGUAUAACCAUCUACCCCAAUGACCCAAGCUCUUCCAGAACCAGCAGUCGCAGCAGCAGUGUGUCCAGUGAAACUGUGCCACACCUGCGCCACACCUCCACCAGUAACAUCCUCAUAGGCCCCAGCAGUGAGCACCAUGGCAGUAUCUCCAUCCCAUAUGAGAUCUCCAUUCCCAAGAGCGAUAUCACCUUGCGGUCGUGCCUGGACCAGGACUGUGGGCUGGAUGAAAGCAGUGAUUCCUCAUCAAAGUCCAAACUUCACAACACUUCCAGUGUGGAGACCGCCACCAGCCACCUGUGCUGCCAACGCAGCAACAUCAGCCUCCAGCCCUCGGACACCACUUCCGCAGACUUUAACGACACAGAGUCGGGCUUCGAAAGCAGUAGCAGCACCACCACGGUCACCAGCUGGAGACACCAAAGACAAGGCCAUCACUCCCAAGACGACAGUUUACCAGACAUGAAGAAUGUCACAAUGAGAAGCACCUGGAAGAACCGGGGCACUUCGUCAGUGGAUGAGACAAGACGGGGAAGAGGAGGUGCAAGAACGAUGGCUGAUGGUGGGUCGGAAGAUGAAGUAGAAGCCGAGACAACUUGGAGGGCUUACCGGGCAACCACAAUCGAUACAGAAGAAACGAUACACAGUGGAACAGGAGCUGGUGGGAAUGCUGAGGCACAGAAGGGAGCCAAGCCAUCCCCUGCAGAGGUAUACAUGCGUAGAAUCAACAGUGUGGUUACUAACACCAGAGAAGUUGAGGAACCAGUGCUUCGCCGAGGCAAACAGUCAAAAUCUCCCACCAUGGAAGCAAGUGGCCUGGGAAGGACCAUACUCCACGCACCUGUUACCUCUCAGUCCUGGGCCCGAUCCUACACACAGGAACCUCAGGCUGCUGAUAGUGUAGAGCCCAGUCCAAACCCGAGCCACAGCCCAGCCUCCUGGAGGCGGCAGCUACCCAGCAUCGACUCUCACCACCUGGGGAGCUCUUAUGACCGGGCAUCCAAGACUGCUGGGGCCUCCUCCAGAGGGGAUCUGUGGUCCAGUCGGGGUCAGGGGUCAGGGGCCAGAGCAGAGGGGAGGAGUGGAGCGGGGAGCAGACCGUGGAGCCAUCGCCACUCUGAGCAUCAUUAGACCAGCUGGGACUGAGCAGGACUUCUACAGCAGGAGGACAGCACUCCAUUAAGCUCUCAAUGGCACAAGAAAGGCCAAACAUCAAUCUCCCAUCUACUAAUGGCUUGUACCAUCUCCAAAAGUCAACAGCGUUUAAAGCAAGUAAAGCAAUGAAAAAUAGCAGUUGCCACAUAGAACAUCAGACCUGACAUCCUUACUCUGACCCUAAAUGUACACUGAGAUGUGAACAGCUCUUCCUAUCCGGUAAUUUCUCUGUCCCAAAAGAAGCAUGAACAGUGCCUGUACAGUGUUUUGGAGGUUGCCUCACCAGCCCAUGUAUCCUCUUCUGCUUCUCGUGUUGGAUGUAUUAUAGUGUAAUCCCGAAACUUGACAAGGGAGAGGUUGGCAUGCUGGGGACGGCUGGGGAUUUGUCUGCGUGCCAAAGGGUUUAAAGAGGACGAGAGGAAGAAGGACUCAAACGUUGAGAAUGCCUUUCUCAGAGGACCAUUACAGCGACCUCAAUGGAUAUAUGUCGCUUCUAUGUCAGAAUUUCACCCUUUCUCCAUCACUGAAAAAAAACAACCCAAUAUUCAAUCAACAGCAGUGCAAUGUUUAAGCUUAAUUUUUGUCUCACAGGGCUGGAUCUUCAUGCAUAAAUUAUCACAAACUAAAGGAUCUUUUACCUUUUUAAUGUGACCAAAAACAGGAAGCGAACCCAUCAAUGUUGACUCGUACCAUAUUAUUUACUUUUGCUUUGAAGGCCAUGUGGGCUUUUUUUCAGAUUUUCUCACACAAAUAAAUACACAAAACCAUACAAACACAUGCUCAUUUUUAACUUUUGAUUCAUAUUUAUGCUGUGUCACCACUUUCUGGCAUGCAGCCUCAAACUGGAUUUGAUUUGGGGUCUUAGAUGUUGAGCAAACAUUUGCAUGUUUCUAAGUU
Messenger RNA from Etheostoma spectabile (orangethroat darter), 5021 nucleotides. RefSeq names its product leucine zipper protein 1 (gene luzp1). The transcript has 8 exons. The coding region runs from base 687 to 4100 and encodes 1137 amino acids. The record is from RefSeq and is a predicted model, not a curated record. Lineage: Eukaryota; Metazoa; Chordata; Actinopteri; Perciformes; Percidae.